Molecule: messenger RNA, 504 nt
Organism: Protopolystoma xenopodis
Lineage: Eukaryota; Metazoa; Platyhelminthes; Monogenea; Polystomatidea; Polystomatidae
Source: the annotation of a GenBank genome assembly
AUGCUACACGAACUCAUGUUUAGUCUAUUUUUGCAUCAUUUCUUCCUAUUUUUAUCUUCGUCAGAUCGUGAAGACGAUUUCCUUCGGGCUGCUUUCAGUGACGUCUCUCAACCUGCUGCUGUAUGGAUUCUAACCUCUGAAGAUUCCCUUCAAAUCGCGCCAUGUCUUUCAUUCAGCCAUAUUUGCGAUGCUUCCAGCAACGUCGGAAUUGGUACCGCCCCUGAUACCAGCCUUCACGACCAUUUAACUACUGGAAAACCUAUUAUUUCAGGGCCUGCUACUAGUUUUACUGAUGGUGAACAAAGUGUUUCUUCUAUGGCUGCCAUUGAUACUGGAAACCCCUGUGGCCUGACUCCUUCUUUUUACCUCGCUUUAAUUCAGUUGCGCGCUCGAAUCGAGCAAAGGGCCAGUCAUCUGGCUGAUGUUCUACAAGCUGAGAUUGCAUCAGCAGUCGAACGACAUGGUAGCUUUUGUAGUUUGAUACUAUUUGACUUUGAUACAUAG